AUGAGCCAAGCAACCCUUCGCACCAACCGUCUCGAACUACGGCCCCUCGGGCACGAGCACGGUGACUAUAUCUAUCAGCUCGACUCAAACCCGGAAGUUAUGAAGUACAUCGGAUAUGGCAAGCCACUCACGGCCGAUGAGUCGACGAUUGUGCACAAGCUGCUCCUCGAGACAGCAUCAUUUGGGUCUGGCCUUGGAUGCUGGGCAGGAUUUGCUGGAGACGAUUUUGUGGGCUGGUGGGUGCUGGCGCCCAGUCAAAGCAACGACGAUCCGCCUCAGGUGAAUAAGAAGCGAGUCGAGUUCGGCCUAAGAAUCCUUCCCAAGUUUUGGGGUCAGGGGUUCGCCAAAGAGGGUUCUCAAGCGCUGGUCAAGCAUGGUCUCGAAGACCUCGGGGUGGAAGAGGUCUUUGGUGAAACCAUGGCCGUGAACCAAGGGUCCCGAGCUAUCAUGGCAAAAAUUGGACUUAAGCAUGUUCGAACAUUCCACAACAAGUACGACAAUCCUCCUCCGGGAAUCGAGGAGGGUGAGGUGGAAUAUCGAGUUACAAGGGAUGAGUGGUCAUCGCAACAAGCAUGUGCUGCGUAG
Messenger RNA from Fusarium redolens, 585 nucleotides. Its product is annotated as GNAT domain-containing protein. The transcript has a single exon. The record is from RefSeq and is a predicted model, not a curated record. NCBI's taxonomy places the organism in Eukaryota, Fungi, Ascomycota, Sordariomycetes, Hypocreales, Nectriaceae. Gene Ontology annotation, molecular function: acyltransferase activity, transferring groups other than amino-acyl groups. The coding region runs from base 1 to 585 and encodes 194 amino acids.